Messenger RNA from Pedinophyceae sp. YPF-701, 567 nucleotides. NCBI's taxonomy places the organism in Eukaryota, Viridiplantae, Chlorophyta, Pedinophyceae. The record is from the annotation of a GenBank genome assembly.
AUGCGGGGCAACGCAGUGCUGCCGGGCAGCCCGGGGCGGGACGGCCAGUUCGCGUCCCGCUGGACAGCGGCGGUGCGUGUGUUCGACACGUUCAACCGGAUGGACAUUGAGGCGGAGGAGGGUCUGCGGAAGCGCAUGGCGGUGACGGUCGCGCAGGUGUUCAACCCGGUGCUGAGCAAGCUCGAGGAGGGCGUCAAGCGGCUGCAGGAGCGGCACGCGCAGCUGGUGCAGUCGCCGCGGCCGCUGGCGCUCGACAACACGUCGCGGCUGUCGAGCCCGGCGCAGGCGGGGCCAGGCCCGAGCGCGGCGGAGCGGAGCGGCGUGAGCGACGUGUCGCGCAGCAGCCGGGCGGUGCGCAGCUUGGGGCCGUCCUUCUCCCAGAACGCGAGCCCCGUGGUCGCCGCGCAGACGACGGCGGGUGCGCGGAGUGGCACGUUGCAUGAUAGUGUGCUGUCGGGGGGCACGCGCGUGGUGCCCAGCGGGGGCGUGACGGGGAAUCUGCAGGCGUCGAUACCGGUCGUGGUCAUGACGCAGGACCAGGCCAGCCAGCUCAGCAUCACGGCGUGA